Molecule: messenger RNA, 762 nt
Organism: Aspergillus pseudotamarii
Lineage: Eukaryota; Fungi; Ascomycota; Eurotiomycetes; Eurotiales; Aspergillaceae
Product: thiolase-like protein
Exons: 3
Coding region: 1-762 (253 amino acids)
Biological process (GO): polyketide biosynthetic process
Molecular function (GO): acyltransferase activity, transferring groups other than amino-acyl groups
Source: RefSeq, a predicted model, not a curated record
AUGGCUCAGUCUCCUAUUGUCUCUAUAGUGGGCACUGGACUCCAGUAUCCGCCGCACAAGCUUGGACCGGAGUUUGUACCUAAAUUAAUCUCCAACUGCUACAAAGAGAAUACCGCUGUCCUACCGGCACACCAUCCCCUCUGGUUUCAGGAUAAUAUUUUGACGAACACAGAGUGUGAUGAUCUCUUCAAAGAGUAUGGUAUCCCCUUAGCACAGGACGCGGCAAAGCAAGCCAUCGAGGACUGGGGCGGCAAUCCGAUGGACAUAACCCAUGUAGUUGCUAUGACCUGUACAAGUACAUCUAGCCCUGGAUUCGACUGCACACUUUGUCAGAGGCUAGGGCUCUCCAAGCACGUUCGCCGGACCUUGCUGAGUGGGGUCACCUGCGCCGGCAGCGUAGCGGCCCUUCGUACAGCAUAUGACCUUCUGCGUGGCGCGACACAAGAAGGCACGCCAGUUCGUGCUCUUGUGAUUGCCGCCGAGACUAUGACUGUUUAUAUUAGAGCAUGGCUGGAAACUAUCGCAAAGGAAUCGACCGCGAACCUUGGCCCCACUCUAUUCGGAGACGGCGCCUCCGCACUUGUACUGAGUAAUGGCAUGGGGAUCAAAACAGGUGAAAGAGAGCCCAUAUGGAACAUACGCGGCGCUCAAUCAACACUAGUGGAUAGACCAGGCUGUGUUGGCAUCCGGUGGAUUCCCACAGGACGUUCCGAGGAUCAUCAAGUCAUCCUUGCCAUCCUCAUUUGGGCACCUCAUCACUAA